CCUUGAAUUCCCGCUCCGAUCAUGGCAGCCUCCGUCUUACCAUCUGCAUACCAGACGUCGGCAUCAUCGCCGGACUGGCUAAACAAAGGCGACAACGCAUGGCAGAUGACCUCCGCCACCCUUGUCGGACUCCAGAGCGUGCCAGGCCUCGUCAUCCUCUACGGCAGCAUCGUCAAGAAGAAAUGGGCGGUGAACUCAGCGUUCAUGGCACUCUACGCCUUCUCCGCCGUCGUCAUCUGUUGGGUUACUUGGGCCUACAAGAUGUCCUUUGGAGAGAAGCUCCUCCCUUUCUGGGGCAAAGCCGGCCCGGCGCUCGGCCAGAAGUUCCUUAUUAAACAAGCCGCCUUGCCGGCCUCCACCCAGUACCACUUCAACGGCGAGGUGGAGACGGCGAUGAUAACACCAUUUUAUCCGAUGGCUUCUAUGGUGUGGUUUCAAUGUGUGUUUGCGGCAAUAGCGGUGAUCUUAUUGGCAGGAUCGUUGCUCGGAAGGAUGAAUAUCAGAGCAUGGAUGGCGUUUGUGCCUUUAUGGCUGACUUUCUCUUACACGGUGGGGGCUUUCAGCUUAUGGGGCGGCGGUUUCUUGUUUCACUGGGGUGUCAUGGAUUAUUCCGGUGGCUAUGUCAUUCAUCUCUCUUCUGGGGUUGCUGGUUUUACAGCCGCUUACUGGGUGGGGCCACGAUUAACCAUAGACAGAGAAAGAUUUCCACCAAACAACGUCCUAAUGACGUUGGCCGGAGCAGGGCUGCUUUGGAUGGGUUGGGCAGGUUUCAACGGCGGAGACCCAUACAGCGCCAACAUCGACUCCUCCAUGGCCGUCCUCAACACCAACAUCUGCGCCGCCACCAGCCUCCUCGUCUGGACCUGGCUCGACGUCAUCUUCUUCGGAAAACCCUCCGUUAUCGGAGCUGUCCAAGGCAUGAUCACCGGACUUGUGUGCAUCACCCCAGGAGCCGGUCUCGUUCAAGGCUGGGCCGCCAUCAUAAUGGGUAUUCUCUCCGGCAGUAUCCCAUGGUUCACGAUGAUGGUGGUUCACAAGAGAUGGACUUUACUCCAACAAGUCGACGACACCCUCGGUGUCUUUCACACUCACGCGGUGGCCGGAUACCUUGGCGGAAUACUCACCGGACUCUUCGCAGAGCCCACCCUAUGCUCACUUUUCCUUCCCGUUACUAACUCAAGGGGCGGCAUUUAUGGCGGUUCAGGCGGCACGCAGAUACUGAAGCAGAUAGUUGGUGGCGCGUUUAUCAUUGGGUGGAACAUAGUGUCGACGUCGAUAAUCUGUGUAGUUAUUGGUUUGGUGAUUCCUUUGCGGAUGUCCGACGAACAGCUGUUGAUCGGAGAUGAUGCUGUUCACGGUGAGGAGGCGUAUGCAUUGUGGGGAGAUGGAGAGAAGUAUGAUGGGACAAAGCAUGGGUUUUAUUCCGAUGACACUUCACACCAUCGGCCAGUUAGUGGUGCUACUCAAGUGCUUUGAAACCUCGAGGAAAUAUUAUAUACAGAUAUACAAUUGUUGUAAGUUGUAGCACGUAGUUCCUUGACAUGCAUGGUCUCUCUCAUGUGUAUGUUUGGGCGUGUGAUUGAGA
Messenger RNA from Lactuca virosa, 1585 nucleotides. The record is from the annotation of a GenBank genome assembly. NCBI's taxonomy places the organism in Eukaryota, Viridiplantae, Streptophyta, Magnoliopsida, Asterales, Asteraceae.